AUGGAGUCACAACGGCGACGACAUAAUGGUUUUACUUGGCCACCGUCAUUUUUACAAUUACUUUUUUGGGUAACAAUACCCAUAAUAGCUUCCAGUACUGCAUUUUUGCUCAUACCUUUGCAUGUAUUAUACGCGCCUAUUGCUGUUUUUAUUGGGACAAUAUGGCUUAUACUACAAAUUAUUAUAUUAACAUUCAUCGAUCCAGCAGUAAGCAAUUUGCAAAAAAAUCAAGCACCAGCAUAUUUUGAUGCUAGCAAACAUGAGCAUGUUAUCGAGAAUCUCUUCUGCAAUAUUUGUUUAAUUAAUGUAGAUUCCACUUGUAAGCAUUGUCGUCAAUGUAACAAAUGUAUAUCUGGAUUUGAUCAUCAUUGCAAAUGGCUUAAUAAUUGCAUUGGUGCGGUAAAUUAUAGAUUAUUUUUAUUGUUAGUGUUAUCAGUAUGUUUUAUAUCAGCUCUCAUAUCAACAUGUCUGCUUAUCCUUAUAGUGAUAUCAUUUAUCAGUAUUGGAUUACUUCCACAUGCAGAUAAAUUACCAAUAAAAUUAUUAUUAUGGCAAAGUCUAUGCUUUGCUGCUAGUAUUUUAUAUUCUACGGUUGCUAUUAUGUGCGCACAUUUACUCUAUUUUCAUUACAAAUUAUGGCAACGUGGCAUGACAACAUAUCAUUUCAUACGAAUUAAUAGAAGAUGCAUGAAUAAUCAACAACAGCAACAGCAACAACAACAACAAGAGAAGAAUCUAUCAUUAAAUGUUAAUACAAUACCUGGUUUAAAUCCACUCGAGAAAACCUGUUCCAAAUUAGGUGUUAUUAAAUCAAGAGCUAUUCAUGAUUCGAACAUUGAUAAUCCAUAUGUCUCUUUUACAUUUCAAGAAAAUUUCACUAAUAAUGAACUCAAAUAA
Molecule: messenger RNA, 897 nt
Organism: Brugia pahangi
Lineage: Eukaryota; Metazoa; Nematoda; Chromadorea; Rhabditida; Onchocercidae
Source: the annotation of a GenBank genome assembly